AUGUUUGAUCCACUCGGAUGGAUUACGCCUAUCACAGUUACCGCAAAGCUGUUCAUGCAAGAACUGUGGGCCAUACGUCUCGACUGGGACGACGAACUCCCGGAAGAUUUAAAGUUACGAUGGACAAGCUACGUCGCUCAACUCACAUGCAUCUCUCGUCUCGCUAUCUCGCGUUGGUUUGGAACAAGUUCUUCGAAUCUCGCCGUGGAAGUGCACGGUUUCGCGGACGCAUCUCAAAGUGCACUCGCCGCGGUCGUUUAUCUCCGCGUUCUCAGUGACAUCGACGACGCUCAAAUAAAACUCAUUUGCUCAAAGACUAAAGUUGCCCCUCUCAAACGAAUGACUAUACCGCGUCUCGAACUCUCAGCCGCAGUGCUGCUCGUGCGUCAAGUUCUCAAAAUUCGCGAAGUGCUUGAACUACAAACCGCGCCAACCCAUCUCUGGACCGAUUCGACGGUCGCUCUUACGUGGAUCAAAAGUCAUCCAUCCCGGUGGAAAGACUUCGUACGGAAUCGUGUCUCCUUUAUUCAAGAGCUCUCAAAUUCUAGAUGGCAUCACGUCUCCGGGAAGGAGAAUCCCGCUGAUCUAGCAUCACGAGGCGUGACUCCUCAACGUCUUCAACAAAACGAGCUCUGGUGGACCGGUCCUCGUUGGUUACAUACGCAUUCGACAUCUUGGCCGUCUUCAAUUCCGAUUCUCGAGUCUACGGACAACCUCGAAGAACGGCCUCCGCAGUGUACAACUGCAGUGGAACAUCAUGAACAUAAACUUUCGAUGCUCGAUCGAUACUCAUCGCUGACGACCCUCAUCAGAACUACCGCCUGGGUCCAGCGUGCUCUUCAACUCUUUCGGAAAUCUGUCGCAUCACGCUCAUCUCACGAGCCUCUCACCGUCGAAGAGUUAGAAUCAGCGCUAAUGCUGUGGGUUAAACUCACGCAGCAAAUUUACUUCUCCUCCGAAAUCAAAACCUUGAAGAGCCAACGAUCACUCUCAACCUCGAGCUCUCUCUAUCGUCUAACGCCAUUCCUCGACAACGAAGGACUUUUGCGUUUACGCGGACGUUUAUUCCGGUCACAACUAGAUCCAGAAGAAAAACAUCCUCUGAUCUUACCUCGACAAUGUCGAUUAUCCAUUCUCGUGAUGGAUCAUCAUCAUCGAAAGACUCUCCACGGCGGACCUCAGUUAACGUUAUCAUCGAUUCGUCAAAGGUUUUGGAUAAUCGGCGGUCGCGUUCCUAUCCGAGCAUUCAUCCACAAGUGCGUGAUUUGUGCUCGUCAUCGUGCUACUACUGGUCAACAAGCUGUAGGACAGCUUCCAGCAUCACGAGUCGUUCCGCGCCGACCGUUCUUCAACUCUGGCGUCGAUUAUGCCGGGCCACUGACUCUCAAAACUUUUCGCGGACGAGGCUGCAGAACGUACAAGGGAUAUUUCAUCAUUUUCGUUUGUUUCAGUACGUCUGCGAUACAUCUGGAAGUCGCGACUGACUAUUCUACGGACGGCUUUCUGGCGGCGUUCAGGCGAUUUACCGGACGGCGAGGCAUAUGCUCUACUUUGACUAGUGAUUGUGGCACGAAUUUGAUCGGUGCCGACGCAGAACUCAAACGGAUGUUCACGGCAUCUUCUCGCGAGUGGGCUCACAUCGCUAACAUUCUCGCAAAUGACGGAGUAAAGUGGAGUUUUAAUCCACCCUCCGCCCCCCAUUUUGGAGGAAAAUGGGAAGCUGGGGUGAAAUCCGUCAAAUUUCACUUGCGGCGAGUUCUCGGCGACGCUCGCCUCACCUAUGAAGAACUGACAACGCUCUUGGUGCAAAUCGAGGCGAUUCUGAACUCUCGCCCGCUCACUGCACUCUCAGAUGAUCCGUCGGACUCUACCGCUCUCACGCCUGGGCACUUUCUCGUCGGGUCCACUCUCGCUACCGUGCCGGAACCUUCGCUUCAAGAGGUACCUCAAAACCGGUUGUCACGUUGGCAACUAUUGCAGUGUAUGAAGGAAUCAUUCUGGCAACGAUGGUCGUCAGAAUAUUUACAGCAGCUACAGACUACCUCGAAACAAUAUCGACCUCAAGAUGCCUUUCGAAAAGGCGCUCUCGUUCUAAUCAAGGACGAACGAUUUCCUCCAACUAAGUGGCCUCUCGCACGCAUUACUGACGUGCACCCUGGAGUCGACGGACUUAUUCGAGUCGCCACAGUGAAAACAGCUACCUCAAGUGUUAAGAGACCUAUAGUGAAAUUGUGUUUGCUGCCGAUCGAAACUCAAUAG
Molecule: messenger RNA, 2259 nt
Organism: Nylanderia fulva
Lineage: Eukaryota; Metazoa; Arthropoda; Insecta; Hymenoptera; Formicidae
Source: RefSeq, a predicted model, not a curated record